Messenger RNA from Orbilia oligospora ATCC 24927, 480 nucleotides. RefSeq lists its product as uncharacterized. NCBI's taxonomy places the organism in Eukaryota, Fungi, Ascomycota, Orbiliomycetes, Orbiliales, Orbiliaceae. The transcript has a single exon. The coding region runs from base 1 to 480 and encodes 159 amino acids. The record is from RefSeq and is a predicted model, not a curated record.
AUGGAGUAUCAUCGGUUUAUAGAAGAUCAAACCCUCAAAGACUUGGAGACUGAGGAGAAUAAUACCACGGAUAUUACAGCACCCAGCUACAGAUCGUUGUACCCAUAUGGCGUGGAUUUGAAUGCUGAGAAGAAAACCAGGGAACCGGAGCCUCAGCAGCAGCUAGAACCGGGGCCUCAGCAGCAUCCAGAACCGGAGCCUCAGCAGCAGCUAGAGCCAGAACCAACUCAGCAGCUACUAGAACCUCAGGAGCAACAAGAACUUGCGGGACCAAUUUUGGUGUCGGGAAGCUCGAAGCAGCCCGGUCGAGUAACCAGGUCAAAAUCACACAAGAACCCAUCACAGGGGCGGACAGAAGCAGGUUCAAGACCUCGGAGGCAUUCGGACCUGUCGUAUGGCAAUGCAGACCAGAGCUUGAAUUCUAGGUCUUUUCAGGAAGACCAGACGGAUGUAUCAAGAAAGAAGAAAAAGAACAAGUAG